GUGUGAGCAUUGAAAUACGCUAAAUUUGCCGGUCUGUGUGGAUUGCUUAAAAACCCAGUUGGCAGCGCUGUUUCGAUGUUCUUGUCGACCGGCCGGAAUUUCUUUCGUGUUUUCAGCUCUCGCCAAUUAGCAACCUGCAGUGCUAGAAUGGCGAGCGAAGUGGAAAAAUCGCAAUCGGCAGCUGCCAGUGAAGACACCAUUUUUGGCAAGAUUUUGCGCAAGGAGAUCCCAUGCAAUUUUAUCCACGAGGAUGAUAAGUGCGUUGCCUUCCACGAUGUGGCCCCCCAGGCACCUACCCACUUCCUGGUGAUCCCGCGUAAGCCGAUUGCCCAACUCUCGCUGGCGGAGGAUGGAGAUACCGAUCUGCUGGGACACCUCAUGCUGGUGGGCCGCAAGGUGGCCAAGGAUCUCGGCCUACAGGAGGGCUACCGCGUGGUCAUCAACAAUGGCAAGCACGGCGCCCAGUCCGUUUACCACUUGCAUUUGCACUUCCUCGGCGGCCGCCAGAUGCAGUGGCCACCAGGAUAAGAAGUCUAUUGUGGCUAGCAGAUCCAAGAUCAUUUAUAAACCAGUGGACUGUAAGCUCCAAGAGAAUUAUUGAAAUAAAUUUUGUAAAAUACUAAA
Drosophila teissieri is the source of this 624-nucleotide messenger RNA. RefSeq names its product histidine triad nucleotide-binding protein 1 (gene HINT1). NCBI's taxonomy places the organism in Eukaryota, Metazoa, Arthropoda, Insecta, Diptera, Drosophilidae. Gene Ontology annotation, molecular function: hydrolase activity. Gene Ontology annotation, cellular component: nucleus; cytoplasm. The record is from RefSeq and is a predicted model, not a curated record. The transcript is spliced from 3 exons. Gene Ontology annotation, biological process: purine ribonucleotide catabolic process. Bases 76 to 528 code for a protein of 150 amino acids.